Molecule: messenger RNA, 2263 nt
Organism: Tinamus guttatus (white-throated tinamou)
Lineage: Eukaryota; Metazoa; Chordata; Aves; Tinamiformes; Tinamidae
Source: RefSeq, a predicted model, not a curated record
AAGUCAGAGACUUGGCAAAUCUUGGAAAUAACUUUGUAGGAUCUGUAAGCAGGAAGGAUGGGUAGCUGAUUCUGUGAGGUGAAAUCUAUGUCAAACAGCUACGAAUGUAGUAUCAGCCAGAACUUGGGAUAUUAUCUCAAGGAAAACAAACUGGAAAAGUAUAAAUCACAGAGAACUAGCACCUUGUGCAGUCCUCUUGGAUUAGGGACUUGCCAUGAGGUGCUAAAGCCUUGUUUCACUGAUUUGGAGAGACUGGACCUAAAUGGCGCAGCAUGACUUUGCUCCAGCCUGGCUUAAUUUUCCUACUCCUCCUUCUUCAACAAAGUCAUCACUGAACUUUGAGAAACAUUCUGAAAAUUUUUCAUGGGCAGAGAGCCGUUAUGAAGCAAAUCGCAGAAGACACAACUCUUCAGAUGGGUUUGAUCCUAGUAUUGGAAGGCAUAACGGAGAGCAUUUUGGGAGAAAAGAGAAAAAUGGUUGGCGUUCACAAGGCAGAAAUGGUACAGAAAACAUAAGCCAUCGUGGGGGAUAUCAUGGCGGAGGCACCCGCACACGUACCAGCAAUUUCCACUGUGGAAAAAGCCAAGGACUGCAUGAAAAUAACAUACCUGAAAAUGAAGCUGGGAAGAAGGAAGACAAGGAAGAACCCAAACAAUUUGAGGCUGAGGAUUUUCCAUCACUGAAUCCUGAAUAUGAGAGAGAACCAAACCAGAAUAAAUCUUUAGCUGCAGGUGUAUGGGAGUAUCCUUUGAAUCCUAAAUCUAGAUCUCCAAGAAUGCUGGUCAUUAAAAAGGGGAGUACUAAAGAACUGCAGAUAUCAGGAUUCCCUGUGGCUGGAGGUCUUCAUUCACAGUCGGUCAAGAAUGGAACCGGCACAAGUGUUUAUAAAGGAUUAAUCCCUAAACCAGCCACUCCGCCUGCAAAGCCGACACAGUGGAAAAGCCAAACAAAAGAAAAUAAACUUGGGAAUCCAUUUCCUCAUGAAUCUGCAUAUAGUAUUGGCAAUUUCAGUGCUUUCAAAUCAACUGUCAAGGCAUUUAAUGUGUCACAGAAUUCAGCGAAAGAGUGUAAUCGGUCAAAUUCUUCAUCCCCUGUUGACAAAGUUGGUCAGCCUCGUUUAACAAAUUUAACAAGAAUGCGGACUGAUAAUAAGAGUGAAUUUUUGAAAGCGCUGAAACGAGAUAGAGUGGAAGAGGAACAUGAAGAUGAGAGUCAUGCUGGGCAGGAGAAGGAUGAUGACUCCUUUAACUUGCAUAACAGCAACAGCCCUCAUCAUGAGAGAGAUAUAAACCGAAACUUUGAAAAUGAAAUUCCGCAGGAGAAUGGAAAUGAUUCGAUUACAUCUCAACAGAUCAUUCGAUCUUCAACUUUCCCUCCGACAGAUGUUCUUUCAAGCUCACUUGAGGCAGAACACAGGUUGUUAAAGGAGAUGGGCUGGCAGGAAGAUAGUGAAAAUGAUGAAACAUGCGCUCCACUAACGGAGGAUGAGAUGAGGGAAUUCAAAGUCAUUAGCGAACAGUUACAAAAAAAUGGCCUUCGGAAAAAUGGUAUCUUGAAAAACGGCCUCAUCUGUGACUUUAAAUUUAGCCCCUGGAAAAACAGCACUUUCAAACCUGCUCUGGAAAUUGAGGAUUCUGAGACGAGCAGCAGCGAUACAUCAGAUGAUGAUGAUGUGUGAAGAUUUCUCUAACAUCUGUAGAAGCUCUUUUUGAUCUCACGAAUAUUUUGGGGGUGUAUUGUCCAAAAAAAAAAAAAUCUAAUUUAUGUAGUAAUAUCCCCCAUUAGAGAAAGAAUGAUGGGACUUCUCUCCGAAGAAAGCAAGGAGUGUUGUGUUGGGUGUGUUGAACAUUACUAUAAUUUCUUUGUAAACGAAUGUUGUAGAAUGAGAACUUGGGUUGACUCAGUAUUGGCUUUCUUCAGCACUGCAGCAUUUCUGACUAGCAAUGUGACAAUGUAACAAAUCAGACCUUCUCAUUUAAUAAUAAAAACAAAAGAAUUGUGUAAUGUCUUGCAAAGCUUCUGUCUUAAAAUGUCCAAGUCUAUGAGGAAAAAAGGGGCAAUUGAUACAGUGUUUUGCUUGCCAAGUCUUUCUCACAAUAGAAAUCCUCAGAUUCGCUUUGUACACAACAAGAGCAAUGUAGCAUGUUGGCUAAAAUGAGCAAAGUGCACUAAAACUCUUUUCCUUAAUUGAGCCGUUGUACUGUUCUACUUUUUCCACACGUAAUUGGUCUUUAGCCAUUAGUAGUGUAGUUAUUGUUACAGG